Messenger RNA from Xenopus laevis (African clawed frog), 819 nucleotides. RefSeq lists its product as uncharacterized. The transcript is spliced from 6 exons. Lineage: Eukaryota; Metazoa; Chordata; Amphibia; Anura; Pipidae. The coding region runs from base 1 to 819 and encodes 272 amino acids. The record is from RefSeq and is a predicted model, not a curated record.
AUGGGAAGGCAUUUUCCUGCUAACGUUAAAAAUUUUGUUUUUAUAGAUUGUUCAGAAGACUUUGUAGAUUGUUCAGAAGACUUUAUAGAUUGUUCAGAAGAGUUUAUGGAUUGUUCAGAAGACUUUAUAGAUUGUUCAGAAGAGUUUAUGGAUUGUUCAGAAGACUUUAUCGAUUGUUCAGGAGACUUUAUCGAUUGUUCAGCAGAAGUUAAACCAUCCUCUGUUGACAGUAUUGAAGAUAACCUCAAGAGAAUUAUGUCACUCCUGUCAGCUAUCAAUGCAGACGAUGGUUUAAAUCCCUACUUUUAUGCCAUGCCAUUGUCUUUGAAGAAAGGGUUAUUUGACGUUAAAAAAGAACUGAGAAAAUGGAUAAGUCAAUUCUUCUCCAACAACCCUUCCAAGGAGUUUACUCUGAGCAUGGAACUAGACAACGGAUCAAAUGAAGGAAUAUCUGUGCAUAUCAGGAUGAGACCUACUUAUUAUACAACAGAUCCGCAAGCAAUAAUUACCUUUGUAUAUGGAUGUCUCGGUGGAAGAACUGCUGUCAUCGGACAUCUAGGAAACAAGGAUCAAACUCUGGAUGAAUAUAAUUCUUUGGCUAAUUCUCUAUUGAGCCAAAUUGCAAAACUUGUGGAAUCUAACAGUCUAAUCAUAUCCAGGAUCAGAUUAUUCCAAGAAACCAGCAAAAAGAAACUCGUUUGGGAGCGACUUAUACCUACACAAAAACAGCAGAGCAGUUCUACUGGUUCCAAAGACGACUCCAGUAGUGAAGACGAAACACAUCUAAUAGUCAGUGCGCACGGCUUGGGUGGUAAGUAA